This is a messenger RNA of Ascochyta rabiei, 1332 nucleotides long. RefSeq names its product translation elongation factor Tu. Lineage: Eukaryota; Fungi; Ascomycota; Dothideomycetes; Pleosporales; Didymellaceae. The record is from RefSeq and is a predicted model, not a curated record. The transcript is spliced from 4 exons. The coding region runs from base 1 to 1332 and encodes 443 amino acids. Gene Ontology annotation, cellular component: mitochondrion. Gene Ontology annotation, biological process: mitochondrial translational elongation. Gene Ontology annotation, molecular function: GTP binding; GTPase activity; translation elongation factor activity.
AUGUCGAGCUUCUCGCGACUCUUCCAGCGCACUGCGCGCAGUGCCUUCCAGUACCAGCGCGGCGUCAACCCCGUCCAGAAUGCUCUCGGAGCGCAGGGCACUGGCAGGUGGAUGAACGGCGUCAGGAACUACGCUGCCUUCACCCGUGACAAGCCCCACGUCAACAUUGGUACCAUUGGCCACGUCGAUCACGGAAAGACAACCCUCACAGCCGCCAUCACCAAGCGCCAGGCCGAGAAGGGCUACGCCAAGUUCCUCGAGUACGGUGCCAUCGACAAGGCGCCUGAGGAGCGCAAGCGUGGUAUCACCAUCUCCACCGCCCACAUCGAGUACCAGACCGACAACCGCCACUAUGCCCACGUCGACUGCCCCGGUCACGCCGAUUACAUCAAGAACAUGAUCACAGGUGCCGCCAAUAUGGACGGUGCCAUCAUCGUCGUCGCUGCCUCCGACGGUCAGAUGCCCCAGACCCGUGAGCACUUGCUCCUCGCCCGCCAGGUCGGUGUCCAGAAGAUUGUUGUCUUCGUCAACAAGGUCGAUGCCGUCGAGGACCCCGAGAUGUUGGAGCUCGUCGAGAUGGAGAUGCGCGAACUCCUUUCCAGCUACGGUUUCGAGGGCGACGAGACACCCAUCGUCAUGGGUUCUGCCCUGUGCUCUCUCGAGGGCCGCAGGCCCGAGAUUGGUGAAACCAAGAUCGAUGAGCUCCUCGAGGCUGUCGACAGCUGGAUCCCUACCCCUACCCGUGAGACCGAGAAGCCCUUCCUCAUGGCCAUUGAGGACGUUUUCUCCAUUGCCGGCCGUGGUACCGUCGUCUCUGGACGUGUCGAGCGUGGUAUCCUGAAGCGCGACCAGGAAGUCGAGCUUGUCGGUAAGGGCACCGCGCCCAUCAAGACCAAGGUCACCGACAUCGAGACCUUCAAGAAGUCCUGCGAGGAGUCGCGUGCCGGUGACAACUCCGGUCUCCUCCUCCGUGGUGUUAAGCGUGAGGACGUCCGUCGUGGUAUGGUUGUCUCCGUUCCCGGACAGGUCAAGGCGCACAGGAAGUUCCUCGUCUCCAUGUACGUCCUCAGUAAGGAGGAGGGUGGUCGCCACACUGGCUUCGGCGACAACUACAGGCCGCAGAUGUUCAUCCGAACUGCUGACGAGUCCUGCGCGCUCACAUGGCCCGAGGGCACCGAGGACGCUUCCUCCAAGCUUGUCAUGCCCGGUGACAACGUCGAGAUGGUCUGCGAGCUCCACCAGCCCCACGUUCUUGAGCAGGGUCAGCGCUUCAACAUGCGUGAGGGUGGCCGCACUGUUGCCACUGGUCUUGUCACCCGUGUCAUCAGUUAG